AUAAUAAUAAUCUUGAUUAGGCUGUUGUGACAAUGAACAACUUCCAAAUGUACCGGCACAUCAUGAGCCCUGGCUGGACCCUAUCAUGGGGGUGGGCUAAGAAGGAAGUGAUAUGGUCAAUGGUAGGAGCACAAACCACAGAGCAAGGAGAUUGUUCUAAGUUCAAAGGCAAUGUGCCUCAUUGCUGCAAGAGGAAUCCCACAGUUGUUGAUCUGCUUCCAGGAGUGCCUUACAAUCAGCAGAUUGCCAACUGCUGCAAAGGUGGGGUGGUGGCCUCAUGGGGCCAAGACCCUGCCUCUGCCGUUUCCUCGUUCCAAGUUAGCGUUGGCCUUUCUGGGACAUCCAACAAGACCGUCAAACUUCCCACGAACUUCACCCUCCUCGGCCCUGGGCCAGGCUACACUUGCGGUCCUGCAAAGAUCGUACCUUCCACUGUGUACUUCACUCCUGAUCACAGACGGAAAACGCAAGCAUUAAUGACAUGGAACGUGACAUGCACUUACUCACAACUUCUGGUAUCCAAGCACCCAACCUGUUGUGUUUCCCUCUCUUCGUUCUACAACGAGACAAUCGUUCCUUGCUCAACUUGCUCUUGUGGCUGCGAGAACAAGAAAGACUGCAUCAAGAGUGAUUCAGAUAAGCUGAAAAAGGCAGGAAUAAACACCCCAAGAAAGGAUAAUGUCCCAUUGCUGCAAUGCACCUAUCAUAUGUGUCCGAUACGUAUCCAUUGGCAUGUUAAGAUCAACUAUAGAGAGUAUUGGCGCGUCAAGAUCGCCAUCACUAAUUUCAACUACAGAAUGAACUACACACAGUGGACGCUUGUGGCACAGCAUCCCAAUCUCAACAAUGUUACCCAAGUCUUCAGCUUUGAUUACAAGCCCCUUGUCCCUUACCAGUCCAUAAAUGAUACAGGCAUGUUUUAUGGCAUGAAGUUUUACAAUGAUCUGCUCAUGGAAGCUGGACCGUAUGGAAAUGUUCAGACUGAAAUACUGUUAAAGAAGGACAAGAAUACAUUUACACUGAAGCAGGGAUGGGCGUUCCCACGGAAAAUUUACUUCAAUGGCGAUGAAUGCCAGCUGCCACCUCCUGAUGCAUACCCAACUUUACCAAACUCUGCCCACAAAAACCUCAUCUCAUUUUCAAGAAUUGCAGGUUUUAUGGUUUUGGUCUUUGUCUUUGUGUAAUUACCACUUUUGAGAUCUUUCCUGGAAUUCUUGAUUUUUGACAGAUAACUGCUACCGAUUUUCAAAUUUUCAUCCGUAUGCUAACAUACCUGCAUUUUGAACAGUACUGACUUGAAAAGAACAUGAGACUGGAAAAAGAUUUCACAACUUAAAUUCUGCAAAAUAGAUAAGAACUUUACAAUGAAUUUGGCCUUCGAGUUCCUCUAAUAUACUUUUCCUGGGGGGUUAUUUUGUACAUAUACAAUCAAG
Sesamum indicum (sesame) is the source of this 1433-nucleotide messenger RNA. The record is from RefSeq and is a predicted model, not a curated record. Lineage: Eukaryota; Viridiplantae; Streptophyta; Magnoliopsida; Lamiales; Pedaliaceae.